GCGUGACAGCUCCGCCUCCCCGACUCUUUCAAGAACGAGGCAGAUCACCUCCAGACACCAGGAAACCCACUGGAUCAAAUCUGGGCGAAGACAAUCCCUCCGCACCACUUUGAGCGCGGAUUAAUCUAAAGACAACUAGUUCUACUCCGUCUCCUACAUUUGCUGACAGGAAGACAUGGCUGCUCAGUGUGUGACCAAGGUGGAGCUCACGGUGUCCUGCGACAAUCUCCUGGACAGAGACAUCGGCUCCAAAUCUGACCCCCUGUGCGUCCUUUUGAUGAGCAGCUCUGACUCCCAGUGGUAUGAGAUGGGACGCACGGAAAGAGUGCAGAACUGCCUCAAUCCAAAGUUUGCCAAAAAGUUUGUCAUCGACUACUACUUUGAAAUAGUCCAGAAGCUGAAGUUUGGGAUUUACGACAUCGAUAACAAGACAGUUGACCUGAGUGAUGACGACUUCCUGGGGGAGCUGGAGUGCACCCUGGGUCAGGUUGUUUCCAGUAAUAAACUGACCCGACCGCUGGUGCUGAAGAACAACAAGCCAGCUGGAAAGGGGACGAUCACUAUCAUUGCAGAGGAAAUUAAAGACAACCGGGUGGCAAACCUUGAGGUGGAGGCAAGAAAGCUGGAUAACAAAGAUUUCUUCGGGAAGUCAGAUCCCUAUUUAGAGUUUUACAGACAAACAGGAACCGGGUGGCAGCUGGCCCACAGGACAGAGGUGGUGAAGAAUAACUUGAACCCAACAUGGAAGCCGUUUAAAAUCCCGCUGCAGUCGCUGUGUGGAGGAGACCUGGAGAAACCCAUUAAAGUGGAGUGCUACGACUACGACGACGACGGCUCGCAUGAUUUGAUUGGAUCCUUCGAGACGACGAUGAAACGACUCCAGGAUGCCACUCGAACCUCUCCGGCAGAGUUUGAAUGCAUCAACAGCAAAAAGAAACAGAAGAAGAAAGGCUACCGUAACUCUGGUAUUGUGAGCGUGAAGUUUUGCCAGGUUUUGAAGGAGUAUACAUUCCUGGAUUAUAUAAUGGGAGGCUGUCAGAUCAACUUCACUGUGGCUGUUGACUUCACCGGCUCUAACGGAGAUCCUCGGUCUCCUCAGUCCCUGCAUUACAUCAGCCCUCAGGGCGUUAACGAGUACCUCUCUGCCAUUUGGUCUGUGGGCAACGUCAUUCAGGACUACGAUGCUGAUAAGAUGUUUCCUGCAUUCGGCUUUGGAGCCCAGAUUCCACCGUCCUGGCAGGUUUCCCACGAGUUUCCGCUCAACUUCAACCCAAGCAAUCCGUUUUGUGCAGGUGUUCAAGGGCUGGUGGAGGCCUACAGGGCGUGUCUCCCACAGGUCAAACUUUACGGUCCCACCAAUUUCUCCCCAAUCAUCAACCAUGUAGCCUGUUUUGCUAAACAAGCCCUUCAACAAAACACUGCAUCGCAAUACUUCGUCCUGCUCAUCAUCACCGACGGAGUCAUCACCGACAUGGACCAGACGCGCAACGCCAUCGUCAACGCCUCCCGCCUGCCCAUGUCCAUCAUCAUCGUUGGAGUGGGAGCGGCGGACUUCAAGGCCAUGGAGUUCCUGGACGGAGACGAUGGCCGUCUACGUUCCCUGUCCGGCGAGGCCGCCAUGAGGGAUAUCGUCCAGUUUGUCCCCUUCAGGAAUUUCAAGAACGCGCCCAGCCAGGCUCUUGCCCAAAGCGUUUUAGCCGAGUUGCCUCAGCAAGUAACCUCUUUCUUCGCCUUACACAAACUGAAGCCUCCCCGAGAUCCAAGUCCUUCUUAGGGGCUCCUCCUGAGGUCCUGGCAAAGAGCGUGUUGGCUGAAAUCCCGGCUCAGCUAGUAGACUUUUUCUCCACCAUGAAGCUAAAUCCACCAAACCCGACAGGGACCAAGUGAUGCCGUAAAGAAACCUGACUGUAGUUAUAAUAAUCCUGUUAUGAUGCAGGAUCUCUGUUUGCUUGUCGAUUAACUAUAUUGCUGCUUUAAAGGAGGUCAGACACUGAUGUUUGACAUACAGUCUGGCUCAGAAGCCUCCGCUACUAAUUGAUGCCAAACGUGCUUUAUUAAAUUAAGGACCAGAUCCUGUGCCGAUGUAGGUACCGGAUCUGCUCAUGGCCCUGCCCCUUCUUGUGACGUCAUCAUAUGCCAACUCCGCUCUGACAAAUGUAUUAAACUCGUUUUAUUAAGGAUCUACCGUAAAAUCCGGACUAUAAGCCGCUACUUUUUUCCCGCUGUUUGAACACUGCGGCCUAUAAUACAGUGCUGCUAAUACAUGUUUUUUUUUUUCAUGGAGCGAAAAACAGACCAAUAAAAUUGAUGAGUAUUCACAGAGGUCCAAUGAAAAAGUGCGAUACAUUAUUCUCACUUUCACAGUUAUUUACAGUCUUGUAAAUCAGUCAUUUUCGGAAGGCUUCGGUACGCAGGAGGAAGAAGAAAGUGAUUAAUGACUUUUCCUGGUCGGCUGCAAUGUUAAAAGUAUUAAAAAUACCGGUAUAUGCAGCUGUAUUUGCGUGUUACCGACACAUACGUAUAUUUAAAUGUGUUACAGGGUAGUUU
Molecule: messenger RNA, 2547 nt
Organism: Cyprinodon variegatus (sheepshead minnow)
Lineage: Eukaryota; Metazoa; Chordata; Actinopteri; Cyprinodontiformes; Cyprinodontidae
Gene: cpne3
Product: copine-3-like
Exons: 18
Coding region: 176-1774 (532 amino acids)
Biological process (GO): ERBB2 signaling pathway; cellular response to calcium ion
Cellular component (GO): plasma membrane
Molecular function (GO): receptor tyrosine kinase binding; calcium-dependent phospholipid binding
Source: RefSeq, a predicted model, not a curated record